This is a messenger RNA of Lathyrus sativus (Indian pea), 252 nucleotides long. The record is from the annotation of a GenBank genome assembly. Lineage: Eukaryota; Viridiplantae; Streptophyta; Magnoliopsida; Fabales; Fabaceae.
AUGACAGUUUACUCGUCAAGUCAAAACCCUGAGUAUGUACAUUCUAAUAUAGCAAGUUGCCUUGGUAUUCCUGAAAAUAAUGUUAGAGUAAUUACAAGAAGAGUUGGUGAAGGUUAUGGAGGGAAGAGCAUGAAAUUUAUAGCUGGUGCUGUAUCUUGUGCACUUGCAGCGCACAAAUUACAGCGGCUCCGACUCCGGCUCCAUCGCCGGCUCCGACUCCAUCGUUGGCUCCGACUCCAUCACCUGCUCUGA